AUGGUCCCAUCCAUUGAUGAACCUCGAGAACCGUACUCAUCACGGCCUGGUGUCGAAAACUUGCAACCGCUCCCCAACAUCUCUACAGUCGCACCUUCUUCCGGCGAUGAAGAAGGCGGUUCCUCCGUACCGAAGUUCGACGCAAUGAAGAUAUGGAAGCCAGCUUCGGUUGUGCCUCUUAGUCGCAGCCUUGACGCUGUUUUCCCUCCCAUGAGCGAAGAAUUUUUCGACACAACCUCGCAUCCCUCUUCAAAGAGUGUGCAGCAAGUAGAUGGAGAUCUUGUUCGUCUAGAACUUAACUCAUUGACUGCCCGUACCAAAGAUGUGAAUCUAAAUACCCUCGAAUCCGAGGUGGCCUCACAUAUCCUGGACAUUGCCCCGAAGAGCACUGCAAGUGAAUACCGGCGAAAUGAGCGAAACGAGAUGAAAGACCACUGUUCUGACUUUCCUGCUUUGCAACUAGAAACAAAACAAGACCUUUCAACAAUCGCGAAUAUGACCGGGAACGGAGUUUUCCCUGGGAACAUCAAGACAGGAACCCCUCAAAAUGGAAGGCACACUUCGGCGUUUUAUAUGCCAACAGCAGUCUCAACCAAUCAAGGUGGCUGCUUCGGCGAGACAACAAGCCAGAAAUGGUCUGAGGCUGCGGAUGUCGCUUGCGGAGACCUAAAUCUAGCUUUACCCUCUCCAAAGCCAAUGCGCGAACUACCAGAACCACUGGGCAUUGCGGGUUGUGCGCGAGAACAUUCCGGCGAGACACCGUCAAACCGGCAAAGUCGUGUGACUCUGCAUCCUGACACAAAGCAAUUCCCAAACGCCACGAAAACCGACUUAUAUUACGCAGGACAUGGACCGAGCAUUACGAGAGCGCAGCAGUUCUCCGGGCUGAAUGAUUCAGAGUUCAAGACCUUUCAGCCCGUGAAGUAUGAGGACAACGCUGCUUUGAGGGCGCACAGUGCUUCUCAGCAGAACACGUCUCUCUCCCGAACUGAGAAAGGUUUUGCUUCUAUCCCCUGUCCAUCUGGUACAGCGACAGCAAGUAAGGAACCUUCUUCCAGUAAUACUCUACGAGAAGCUAGAAGGACAACGCCAUGUAGCGCAUUGCCUAGCGAUAGCGGUAAUGAGGUAGGGGUCUCUGUUAUAGAUGGCAGCUACCACGAAGAUGCAAGGCCAGAGACGGCAGUCGAUCUAAAUCCGAAUUGCGCAAAACGACCGCGAUCACCUAUGGUGAUUGAUCUUGACGACGAAGUGCAAAUGCGUUCUCUGUCGGCCCUUCCACCGCUUACUCGCCAGUCGCGACAAGUCCGUCCACGCUUCAUAGCACCUGUCGUGCUCUCAGGGAUUACUGAAGGUAUUCAUACGACGAAUAGAAUUCACGUAUCUCGAGGCGGAGGCCUCUUUUCGGUUGAUGCGCACGGGACUGUGAACAUUGUCGAUUCCGACGACGAAAGUGAGCUACAGAAGAAUCAACUCUUAAUCAGCACAGAAGAAGGCAUUGGGGCGCUUCCAAGUCAGGGUGCACAUGUGAACGAAGGCAAGUACUCUGCACCAUUUUUGCACGGUUUGCCCGCCGAGAAAUAUCAGCAGGGCGAGGAUCGAAGUUUUGCCGGCACGCCCUCGUGGCAAAUGCGAAAUGAAGCUGCGCAGGAGCUAGGAAAGGAUGACCCAAAGAGCAUCCAAAGAAAGCAAGAAAAUGAAAACACUGCGAUGGCGUUAGGGUUUCACGGCACGAGAAAGAUACACUUCACAUCCUCGCAUGUAUCAGGUCAGGAAGGGCAUGGUGGCUUGAGCAGUAAUCCAGUUGGUCCUUCGCACCAAAACUCUCCGUUCGAGUUGACAAGUACAGAAUUCGGACGGCAAACCACAAACUUGGACGUAGUCCAUCCUCGUAGAGAUGACCCCGAGCGUGACGGCCUGUCAGAACGGCGGCUGCAAACGCUUAUGAAACAAAAUGAGAUCACCGCUGAUGCGACAGCCGAGGCAGAAACUCCUGAGGGAUUGAAGGUUUCACUCAUGCCGCAUCAAAAAAGAGCUCUCGCGUGGAUGAUCAAACGGGAAAGGCCAAUGCACGCAGAUGAAGAUAUUGUUGCCGUUGACGAAGAGUGCUUGGGUGGCAUCCUAGCCGAUGAUCAGGGUCUUGGUAAGACUCUCACCAUGAUCGCCCUCCUGCUUCACUCUGCUGCCACCACCUCACAAGUUUCGAACGAUAACGAAAGCGAUUCUGUCAGUACUGGAAGCAGCAGCGUGUCGGAGGUUGAUUUCAUCGAUGACUCUGUGUUAUGUGAACGUUCUUCGUUGCCGUGGCGAACGCUAGUGGUAUGUCCGCCGUCCCUAAUCAAUCAGUGGAAAGAAGAGCUGAUCACUCGCACCGAGGAAUCACAUAGGCCUCGAAUAUGCAUUUACCAUGGUGCUAAACGAGAGAGAAGCAUAUCUAGGUUGAAAAAGUAUGAUGUUGUCUUGACAACAUACGCGACGCUCGUGAAGGAGUACCCCAAAGUGUUGAAGAACCACCCUGAAUGGGAGAUGCGGAAAGCCGCAAAAUUGAAACCCCCAUGCCGAGCCCGUGGCCCUCUUUGUCAAGUGUCAUGGACACGAAUUGUCUUGGAUGAAUCUCAGUACAUCAAGAACAGAAGCACAGAGAGCUGGAAUGCUGUUAUGUCGUUGGAUGCAGAGAGGCGUUGGUGUCUCAGUGGCACUCCUAUUCAGAACUGUGUGGAUGACCUUUACGCCUUGUUCUGCUUCAUUCGUUACCAUUUUGUACGUAACUACGAAAUGUGGAACACCCUCUGGAAGAAGAAACUAGAGUCCCCAUUUGAACAUGUGAGGAAAAGGACUUUCAAGCAGUUUCAGGCUAUCACGGGGGUGGUCUUGUUGCGGCGGACGAAGCUAGACGAGUUCAACGGGAAACCGCUCAUUACUCUUCCACCGCGCACCACGGAGGUCAAACAGCUUGAGUUUGAUGGAGCGGAUGAAUCUUCUUUCUAUCACGCAUUAGCGAAGAAGACUGUCAUAAGAUUCAACAAGUUCCUAGCAGAAGGCAGUAUUUCUGCUAACUACAGUAAUAUUCUGCUUCUUCUCCUAAGGCUGCGACAAGCCUCAAGCCAUCCGUUUUUGAUUCACUACGCUCAGAUGCAGACUCGUGGCCACAUUGGUGAGACCAAUGACACCAUGUACGCUACAACAUAUACUCAAGAAGAUCUUGAAGAAGCCCUGGAGUUGACGUCCUCUGGUCAUUCCUUGUUGGAGUUUUUAGACGAAAAGUAUCGGGAGUUGAUCUUUGACUUCCUAAAACCUCCCCCUAGAGGACAAGCAGCAGCACUGGCAUUCCUAUGCGCUUUUUGUGCAAAGGCAUGCGUGUGGAAGGAUGGAACUGCCUUGCCUUGCGGAGAAAUCAUAUGCCCUGGUUGUUGCACAGCGGUCCAGCACCAAGGUCACUGCCCCAAAUGCAACAAAAGUACCGCCGACCGUGAUAGCACGGAGACGUUUCUCAAUGUCGACCACUUGCGGAGAGAAAUUCAUGCACAAACCAUCCUGGGGGCUUCUGGUGGCACGAAUGUAACUGUAGCUGAAUUUAAAGCGUUGUUGAAAGAAGAGCUUAGAAGGAAACAGCGCGAUAACGGUCGCAGGGGCAUUGCCGAAGUCUCGACCAGCAACGAUGACGAAGAUGAAUCUGGAACACAAGAAUCCGGAGAAGAAAUUGUGCGGGGCAUUGACACAGAUCAACACGCAAUGUCUUCAUCAAAGCAAGAGAAUGCCUUACGAAAGAAGCGAAGGUUCGUGCGGAGCAAGAAAAAGCUUCUGAACGCCUUGGCUCAGCACUCAACGAAGGUUAGGGUGAUUAUCGAGGAAUUGGACAAGGUGCGAGAGAGCGGAAAUGGCGAGAAAACCCUCAUAUUUUCUCAGUGGACAUCAAUGUUAGAUAUUGUAGAGUUCCAUGCACGGGUGAGUGGACACGAUACUUGCCGGCUUGACGGUUCAAUGACUGUUUCAGCUCGGCAAAAGCAGAUUGAGGAGUUUCGAAGGAGCACCAAGAAAAAUGUCUUUUUGAUUUCAUUGCAUGCUGGCGGGACUGGCCUUAACCUAACGGCGAGCAACCGAGUGAUUUUGUGUGAUGUAUGGUGGAAUCCAGCAGUAGAGGAGCAAGCGAUAGAUAGGGUCCACAGGAUUGGGCAGACCAGGCCGGUUCACGUGAUACGUUUUCGUAUGAAGGGCACGGUUGAGGAUUCAAUAUACAAGAUCUGCGAGAAGAAGAGAAGCAUGGCAAAUGGCACACUCGGUGAGAAGGGACAGCAGAAUCUUGGCAGAACAAAGCUGGCUCGGCAUGAGCUCUUGUCUCUUUUCAGUGGUGCAGCGGCAGAUGUGGCACGCAACGCUGGGGACGAUUCCGCAGCUGUACAAGCAGCCCAGAACAUCCUCAGUAUGUCGAAUUAGAUGGUAUACACCAUGUUCGGGAUGAGAAUGCAGCGGAGCUAGCACCAAGAGCUCAAGGCAUGCCACGGGCGAUCAUUGCAGCAGGCCUGGAACUAGCUUGUAAAGUGUUUGCACAUAUUUAGAAUUCAUUGUCUUUCUAGGUCGAAAAUUUUAAUUCCACACUAAACCAACCUCGCAGAGUCUGUAUACAACUAAACGAAGAGUUCAGACGA
Chondrus crispus (carragheen) is the source of this 4643-nucleotide messenger RNA. RefSeq lists its product as hypothetical. NCBI's taxonomy places the organism in Eukaryota, Rhodophyta, Florideophyceae, Gigartinales, Gigartinaceae. The transcript has 2 exons. The record is from RefSeq and is a predicted model, not a curated record. Gene Ontology annotation, molecular function: ATP binding; ATP-dependent chromatin remodeler activity. Bases 1 to 4431 code for a protein of 1476 amino acids.